This is a messenger RNA of Lineus longissimus, 1689 nucleotides long. Its product is annotated as integumentary mucin C.1-like. Lineage: Eukaryota; Metazoa; Nemertea; Pilidiophora; Heteronemertea; Lineidae. Bases 1 to 1689 code for a protein of 562 amino acids. The transcript is spliced from 8 exons. The record is from RefSeq and is a predicted model, not a curated record.
AUGUAUCGUUGCUCAGGAGAUUGCGACGAGAAAGAAUGCAAUGCCGUCGACUCUUUUCUCGGUGAAGACUGUGAGUGUUACUGCCCGGGGAAACCGGUGGUAAGAUGUCCUAUGACGACCACGACAGAGGCGACAAUAACACAACAGGUGACAUUCGCGGAACCAGAAGUAACAACAGUAGCCACUUCAACCAAUACAACUUCUGCCACUUCCACCACUACAAAUGUCCCAACUACCACGACGCCCACUACCACAACGCCUACUACCACGACAUCAACUAUUACGAGGCCAACUAGCACUACCACGACGCCUACUACCACUACAACUGUGCCAACUACCACGACACCAACUACCACCAUGCCCACUACCACUACCACUACGCCUACUACUACUACUGCUACUACUACCACGCCCACUACCACACCCACUACAACAACACCAACUACCACGAGGCCCACCACCUUGAUGCCGACUAGCACUACAAGGAUUUCAACAUCCACACCAACCAUCACUUCUCCAUCAACGGCACCACUCGAAUGUGUCGACCUGAACGUCAUGUGCACAUUCUGGGCGACAACUGGACACUGUGAAUCAUGGCGGUGGAGACGAUACAUGCUGAAGAACUGUAGAAUCACGUGUGGACUCUGUGACCCGAUAACUACAACCCAAACAACGACCACUAGCACCACUCCCACAAUGACUGCCACCACGACUACGCCAACCACUACCACCACUGCGCCAGCCUCCACAAAAAUGACAACAACAUCAUUCACUCCUUGCACUGAUAGGUCUUUCUCGUGCCAAACAUUGGCAAGUCAAGGGCACUGCACCACGUUGGCUAACCGAUACAGGGAGUAUAUGGAGAGGAACUGCAGAUUGACCUGCGGAUUUUGCCAACUCGCUAAGACCACGCCCGCCACCACGACAGAAGCCGAGUGUGUAGAUCUGUCAUCUUCUUGUGGGGAUUGGACGAUUCUGGGAUACUGUAGGAAGGGGCAUGUGUACAGGAGAUUCAUGGAGGAGAGCUGUGGGUUCAGUUGCAGAUUCUGCAACCUAGCAACAAGCACCACUGCACCUACCACCACUUCUACCACACCCACUGAAGACACCACAACAGAGUGUAGUGACCUGUCCUUCUUCUGUUACAAUUGGGCAUCUAUCGGACACUGCACGACCGGAAUCUACUAUUACAGGAACUACAUGGAGGCAAACUGCAGACAGACGUGCGGGUUGUGCGAACCAAGUACCACUACACCCAGCACAACAACAACCACGUCGACAACGACCACAACUACGACACAGGAGCCGAUUCGGGGUUGCCGCGACAACGGGCCAGGCUCCUGUUGGAUUUUCAAGUCUCUUGGCCAGUGCACGCACAGACGACACCAAGCCAAGAUGAGACGACGCUGCGCGAGGACUUGCGAGUUCUGUCAGCCAUGCGAAGACACGCAAUGGCAGUGUCAACGAUGGGCGAAGCGUGGGGAGUGCCUCAUGAGCCCUGUCUACAUGAGCACGCAUUGCAGGUUCUCCUGCGGGGAAUGCGCUGAGGAGGACGAAGGUCAAGUAACCUCACACGGCUGUAUGAACCAGACCCCAUUGUGCUACCAAUGGGGGAGACAACAGUGCGAAACUCGGCCGCAUAUGACACGGACCUGUCCCUUGACCUGCGGGGUUUGUGUGUUAGAGUGA